This is a messenger RNA of Pseudo-nitzschia multistriata, 2896 nucleotides long. NCBI's taxonomy places the organism in Eukaryota, Bacillariophyta, Bacillariophyceae, Bacillariales, Bacillariaceae. The record is from the annotation of a GenBank genome assembly.
UCCUCUUGUCACAUUGAAUAGAGAACAGUUUCGUCGUCUCGUCCGUUUCCAAAAGAUCCUUGUCUUUGUGCAUUUCCAAGUGCCAUAGCAACACGUUCGAGGACGUCUAAAUUCGUAGCAAACGYGAUGAAGGUCGUGGCUGUGUUCAGAGCGUUGGUAACCCUCCUCUUCUUUCAAAAAGUGGACAGUCAGGAAUGUGGAGCCAACGGCGAUUGCGACAGUCACCAACGAUGGUAUGAUCUACGAAACACAUGAUACUAUGACUGCAAGAAUGCUUUGCAAGACCUUUUUGAAUUCCUCACAAUCUGUGCUAUUGUUCUUUAACUGCCUGUCAGUCCACUCUGGGAAAUCGAAGGAGAAUGGUACGUGAACAUUUAUGGUCGCAAGCAAAAUACCGAAAAAACUGGCAACAAGUUGAACUUCGAGAGUGUCGAAAUUGUUCUGGACACCGCUUCUUGCACGCUUUUGGCUCCUUCAUACCAACUGUUAAUUUAACCUUCGUGCUAGAUUUGUUCUAACUUAUUCAUUUUCUUUCAAUUUCGUCUUCAUCUUGCGUCAAGCUAUCGGAGUCCGGCAUACAUGGCAAACAUUUGUCCAGUAUCUUGUAGUGGUAUGAAAGGAGCCCCGGCUCGGACAGAAUGUUAUGACGUCCACAAAAAUUGUUCCGAUUGGGCUGAAGUGGAUGAAUGCGAAACAAACAAUGCCGUGAAAAACUAUUGUCCAUUGUCCUGCGGAAGGUGCACGGCAAAGGCUACGAUUAACACCGUUGCGGAGAAUACGGGAUGCGGAGACGACAACGAAAACUGUAGCGCUUGGGCGGUAAGAUCGAUUUGUGCAACUCUUCCGUUUUAUCUAUCAAUCGAAUCGAGAGGCGACUUUUGAAUUUACURUACGUUACUUUGUUUCUGAUUAGCUUCAAUAUGUGAAACGAUUAUUUCGCGACGCCACAGGAUCUUGGAGAAUGUGACAAAAAUCCAAGGUAUAUGCUCGAGAAGUGUCGGAAAUCGUGCGGUGUGUGUCACGGCACGGUGACGAGCACCGAAAAGACUCAAACAAAAGAUUUUGUCGAUUUAAUUCAGCGCACUGCCAAUUUUGGAGUCACUCAAACUGCAAGCGGUGCACAAAAAAUGACAACCCUGGAUCAUAUGGAAAAGAUGAUGAAUUACUUGGGAAGCGAUGACUACAAGUCGCUACCGUCACAAAUCAAGAUGCACUGCAAAAACCAGGUAUGACAUUGUUUGAAAUCACGAAACAGGUUCCGAGCAAAGCAGACUUCCCUAACAUGUUCUGUUUACUUUUACUUUUUAGAAUGAAUUAUGUUCGUUUUGGGCUGGAAUUGGAGAAUGUGAAAACAAUAAAUCAUUCAUGAAGGUACAAUGUGCGCCAGGUAGGUCGAAAAUGCAUUCCAUUUAUUUAGUGUCAGCGUCAAAAUGAUAAACUGUUAGCUUACAAGUSUCUUUCUGCAAAAGCUUGCCAAAGUUGCCACCUGAUUGACAUUGCCAAUCGUUGCCCAAACCUUCCAGAUGCCAUUCCAGGCCUGAAAGAGGGAGAUUUGAACAAAAUGUUUGAAAGAAUAGUCGAGGAAGCUCCCGGAAAUAGGACGCUGACAGAUCAAGAUCGAGAGAAACUAGCAUUGUUAGAGGUACCUGAAUAUUAUGUAACGGUGCUUUCUAGACCAAGUGAAGUACCUGCGACCGAAGCAAAUAUUAUAUCGGAUAGAAAGCUCCCUCCAUGGGUUAUAACGCUUGAUAAUUUUUUGACCGAUGAAGAGUGCGAUUCAUUGAUCCAGCAUGGAUAUGAAGCAGGCUAUAAGAGAUCCCAAGAUGUUGGCAAACAAAAAUUCGAUGGAAUGCUUGAAAGUAAAUUAAGCGAAGGAAGAACUUCCGAAAAUGCUUGGUGUACUACAAGAAAUGGCUGCAGGCAUGCAACUGUACCAAAACGAGUCCUGGAUCGAUUGGCAAAUGUGGUUGGAAUUCCUCCUGAAAAUAGCGAAGACCUUCAGAUACUAAAGUAUGAAAAAGGACAGUGUGAGUCGUAAUGAAAAUUGACUCUCUCAGCAGCAAUGAUUACUUCUCGUAAACUAACGUUUCCUCCUUGUGACUUUCUGAUUCGUCUAUGUUGCAAACGGAAAAAGUUUACAAUGUAAGUUUAAAUGCUCGCGUUCAAGAGACGUCAUGCAUUGCUCUUUUGAUCCGUUCAAUUUCUAACACAUUAUGUUCAACACUUUGAUGAUUCUUAGACUCACCAUGAUUAUAUACCUUAUCAAAAAAUGAGGCAGUGUGGUCCUAGAAUCCUAACUUUUUUCUUAUACCUUUCGGAUGUUGAAGCUGGAGGAGGCACAGAUUUCCCGAAAUUGGGAAUCACCGUAAUGCCCAAGAAAGGACGAGCACUUCUUUGGCCAAGUGUUUAUAAUGCGGAGCCUAUGAAUGAAGACAGGCGUAUGAAGCACCAGGCAUUACCUGUUGUUGCUGGAACAAAAUUCGGAGCUAAUGCUUGGAUUCAUAUGUACGUUUCAUUUCAUUGUUAUGUUGAUCUUCGUUUCUUUUCGUAAUUUGCUUCAAACGCAUAUCAUUUGCUAACAAGUAUCCCUUCAUCUGAAUGCAUACAAUACUAGGUAUGACUAUCAGCAUCCACAAGAGAAUGGAUGUAACUAAAUAUUCAUGUAAGACUGAUGACACACUAAAUUUACUUUUGAAAGUCGUAAUCAAUCUUCGCGAAGUUACACUUGUUACGGAACAUAACAUAGCGAUUGAGAAAUCUUCGUAGAUGCAAAAGUGGAAAUAUGAAGUAUUCCUUUGGGAACCCAAUGAAAAUAUCAAUAGUGCCAAGCCGUUCUUAGAGUAAUCUCAGUAUCAUUCACCUGAUUCUGUGUCAUGAAUAAAAACAAAAGACAUUU